Molecule: messenger RNA, 4188 nt
Organism: Osmerus eperlanus (European smelt)
Lineage: Eukaryota; Metazoa; Chordata; Actinopteri; Osmeriformes; Osmeridae
Exons: 7
Coding region: 5-4099 (1364 amino acids)
Source: RefSeq, a predicted model, not a curated record
GAACAUGCCUCCCAUGUCCCAGACUAGCUACCGUGUUCUCCCAGCAAUCAAAAUCCCAUCCUGCCCAGAGGAACCAAUGACCCGGGCCGAAAUUCCAGUGUCAGAGGCCAUGAUGUCCCACCCUCAGUGGAGACUCAUCAAAAAGGUCCUGUUGAGAAAGAACAAGAGCGUCACUGAGCUGCAGAAGCGCUCAGAGGAGAUGAUGGAGUGGGUUCUCCAGGUGGCCAAUGAGGGGGUGCUGCCUGCUAUGGCCCUUUACCAGGUCCUUCACCUCCGCCAAGACCCACUGUCUGCCGCUACCUCCCACAGCAGCGGCAUCUCCACACGCAACAGAUCUUCUUCGUCUCCUCAGUCCAAGGACCGGGCCUCUUCUCAGGGCUCAGCCCAGCCUGAUGUCCCCGAGGGGAUCAUCUCAGAGAAGUCCCACCCCCUGCUGGAAAGUGGGCUGGGAUCCAGGCCACAGGACAGGCUAUCGAGUGGGAAGCCUCCGACACCCCUUUACCCCAGUAGUCCCACAGGGGAGGAUAUCCUUGCCACGGCAUCCCUCACUGUGGCAGAGAUCAUCGCCAAGUUGAAGGGAGUGAUGGCGAGAGACGAGGACAGUGAAGAGGCGAAGCUGUCUGCCAUUGUAGAGGAGCUCUGUGACUCGGCCAUGGAGAAGGUGAUGGACGAGUUGGUGCUUCACCACCCCGGCAGCUCCUUGUCUGAAUUCUAUACGACAAGUAUCUCUGAGGACCUGAUCCUGAAAACCUGGCAGGACGCCAAGGAGAAGAUCCAGGUCCUCGCCGACAUCCACACUGACGCCGUCAACGAGCAGAUGCCCCCGCGGCCCCUGUUGUCUUCCAACACCAACACGUCAGAGGUCGUCUUCCACAGGGAGAAAAAGGAGGCUGAGAAGAUGGCCUCAUUCCUCAUUGGCAGUGUGGCGGAGGCAGAGGAGAUGGAAAAGGCUAUGGCAUCGCCCAGGCCCAGCUGUGUGACAGCGGUAUCGAGCGGCUCCGGCCACAGCUCGGCCAGCAGCAUUGGACGGAUCAGAUGCGAUAGCGAGCCUCACAACCCUUCAUCCCAGAGGGAGAGCCUCUCUGGCAUCCUGGCCCACCACACCCUCUUCCAGAGACAGGGCGUUUUCACCACAGAGGAGAAGCUGGAGCUGGUGAGGCUGGUGGGGGGCAUCCUCCAGGGGAUGGUGGCCAGAGAAAGACGCUCUUCCCUGAACCAGCCCCAAGACGCCGACACGGCCUCCCUGCCCCAGAACAUCUCCAGCGCCUGCAACAUCAUCCACAUCGUCCUGGAGAACUUCAGCACAGCUGCGGAGAUGAUUAGAGAAGGAGAGGUGGACUUCCUGCAGCCACGCGGUAAUGACUUCAACCUGUUAGUGGAGUGCGUGAGCGAGUCCCUGCUCAGCCAGGUUACGGAGGAGUUGGAGGCCCUGCGGAGGAGGAACCAGGGGGUCAGCAGUGGGAGGAGCAGCAGGAGGAGCCGCAGCCAGGGAGAGCUGCUGGGGAACUGGGUCGAGGGAAAGGAGGAGAAGGAGGCCUGCACACUCUCGUGUCAGGAAAGCUUCCUUCUCUGCGCCCAGCAGGAGGAGAGGAGAUCAGAGGAGGAGUGCAGCUCGGCUAGCGACGAGGAGAAGGAGAAGCAGCAGAAGGAGGAGGCCAGGUCAGCCUCCAGGAGCCCUAGCCCCAGGAGCCCUAGCCCCAGGAGCACUAGCCCCAGGAGCCCUAGCCCCAGGAGCACUAGCCCCAGGAGCACUAGCCCCAGGAGCCCUAGCCCCAGGAGCAAGGCAAACAGUCACAACCUCAACCUAACUGCUCACAAAAUGCUGGACACCGUCGCGCGGAUGGCCUACUGGGCCUCCAGAUCAGUCUCCAAUGAUGGAGGCUGCGAAAAUGACAAAGAAGGCUCCUCCGUCGGGUGGUUGGACCAGGCUGAGUACGACCUGGGCCGCCUGCUGGCCUCCCACAGCAUGUGUACCAGGAUGUUGCAGGCGAGGAUCCAGAGCAUCUCCAUGGAGCUGAUCGGCUGCCUCUAUCAGCUGCUCCUGGACACGCAGAUGGGACGACUCCCCUCGACACGCCGCUGCCGCUCCAAGCCCAACGUCCAGAACCCGGAGGCCAAGCAGCACCUGGACUUGGAGGUCUUCACUCCAAUGCUGUACAAUUUUAUCCACUUGGCUUUCAAGAAACUGAUGGAGAACUUCCUUGGCCUGACCAACUCGCUUCCGGACGAAUGUGUGCUGGUGAACGACCACCUCAAAUGGAUGUGUAAGAAGGACAGGACCGACUCCAUCAGGGAUGUAUCUUGGGAGAGCAGCGACAGCAGCGACAGCAGCGAUAGCAGCGACUGCACGUCUCUGGAAGGGUCCUACUGCAUGAUGCCGAGCCCCAGCCAAGGGACUGUGGGUAGGAACCGGCCAUCUUCCUCUGUCAGCCAGGACCAGAGGAGGGCACUAGAGGCCAUUUCUGAGGUGUUAACCAUCAAAGUGGGAGGUGUCCUUCAGUGUUCUUGCAAUGACCCAGAAAAAGUAAUGGCCAUUGUCAACAAAGGCCUUGAUGCUGAGGUCAUGGCCAGGAUAGAUAACCUUAGCAGCUCCUCCUCUGCAGCCACAUUAGGAAGUCUCGACCCAGAGUUGAGUUCAGGUUUCACUAACCUAGAAGAAGGCCAGUCUGAGAAGGCUGAUAUCGUUGUCCCCGACAACAACAAUGUUGACUACGUUUAUGAUUUCCAUGAAGAAGAAGAAAUGUCAGAUAGUCUGUCCAAAGGCAUCAACAUUGCCAGGCAAAUAAAUCCCAAGGGAGAUGGGAAAGAUGAUGGAGCUUCUGGUCUCCCUGAGGUGGUCCAGGUGCUUCCCUGGUUGCCCCUGAGACCCUCUGAGACCCCCUCCCUGCAAACCUUGGAGAUUCGCAUCCAGGAGAAGGUCUGGAUGCCCUCCGGGCCCAGUGCCCUGCACCACCAGACCCUGCGGGACCUUCUGCACGGUCUGAUGGUCCGCCUGGCCCUCCAGGAGUCCCCCUCAACCUCCAGCGCCCCCACCUUCUCGCAGCUAGAGGCAACUCUCCUUCAGGAAGUGGGCUGGAUUCUCCAGACCCAAGACGGGAUCAGCCUCGUCCUGGAGCACCUGCCCCAGAGCCCUUUCUACAGUGGCCCAGACGCCCUGGACGCCAUGUUGGAGGCGGCCUACGCUAAGCUGUCGCUCAGCGCUAACAGCAGCAGGGCCCAGCUCCGCUCCGCUCGCCACGGAGAAGCGGGAGCCAUUUGUGGCCUGGCUGAGACCAUCGCCACGGUGAUCUGCCGCCACGCCGAGGAGUGGCGCGCUCCUGCCGUGUCCGAUCUUAGCGUCCAUUUUGAGAAGGAGAAUGUUAAGAACUCUGCUGGCUUGGAAAAGGCCGGUGGAAGCUCCAGCUCCUUGUGUGAGGAUGUGAGGAUACAUGACGGAUCUGAGAUGGAGUCUUCUGGCUUGGUAAAGGCCAGUGAGACCCACAUGGAGAUUAAAGCAGAUGGAAAGGUCAAGAAGAGAUGUGACAGAUUUGGUUUGGUAAAGGCCAGAGAGUGUCCCUUCUCCAGAUCACCAGAGGAGCUGAGGAGCUCCAGGAAGCAGAGAGCUGCAGACCCAGGCUUGGUGAAGGCCUGGGAGAAGAUCGACAGGUCUUCUGAGGAGGACUCUGAGGGCGAUAGCUCCUCCUCAUCCUCUUCCACCUCCCAGUCCUGCCACUCCUCCUCCUCAUCCUCCAACUCUGUUUUAUCCCCCUCUGUGCCCUCCCAAACCUUCAACAGCUCUUCCAUCUUCCAUUCCAAUCUGGGCCGUCGUGGAAAGACCAAACUCUCCAGCCUCCAAAGAUGGUUCACAUUGAUGAGAAAGAAGACCAAGGCUGUUACCAAGGUUACACCGAAUAUGUCUGCCAAUGGAAAAAAGAAAAACCAAAAGACCAACUCAGUUACUCCCCUCAACGGUGAAAGCCCAGAUCUUGCAGAGUCCUCCAGCGUCCCAGGAGAAGAGGAACAGAAACAGAAGAAGAAGAAGUCCAUUAAAGGCUUCUUCCACAGGAUCUCUGCAGCUCUCUCCCAGGUGUUCUGCUGUAGCUGCACGACUCACCAGUAGAGGGAGCCGCCUGCUCGCUGACCUGACUGCAGCGAGGACCUGUCACUUUCCCACUCUGAUCUUUUUUUCACUUUUGAUCUUUUUUUUCA